This is a messenger RNA of Xyrichtys novacula (pearly razorfish), 480 nucleotides long. Lineage: Eukaryota; Metazoa; Chordata; Actinopteri; Labriformes; Labridae. The record is from the annotation of a GenBank genome assembly.
AUGAGUGGGGGUUGUGUGUUAGCGCCACCUGUUGGGACACCGUCUCGAUUUCAGCUCAGGUACCGCUCACCUGCGGAGGUUCGAAUCCCUUUAACUCAACCGCAGGAACUCAUUUACAGUUCAUGUUUCCAGUGGGGACAUUUAGGGACGAGCACUUCAGAGUUUAUAUAAGACACUGUACGUCUGUUUCAAAAAACCCAUUAAUAUAGUUUUAAAGCAUGACCUUUGACCCUUUGUUAGCCUGAACCGCGAGAGGCUCCUGACACCGAACUGAUCCAAACACGCCGUUCUCCAAAAAAAACGCCACCAAACACCACCAACAACAACAACACGAUGCGGCGUCAAACAAUGGCCGCCUUGUGUGUCGCAGCAUGUUUGGCAGGACGGCGUGGAGAAAUAUGUCGAGGCAACAUGUUCGUCCUCGCCGUGGAAGUGAAGUGGACGCCUCCGGUUCUCACAGAGCGAGUCAACUGCAAAUGA